AAUUAAGGAAGCCUUCUUAGCCGUGUCCUUGGCUCUUGCGUUGAAUGGAGUUUGCACCAACACCAUUAAACUGAUCGUGGGAAGAUGGGGUGAUGAACUCGGAAAUGCACUGCACGGGGGACCCGGACCUGGUGUCUGAGGGCCGCAAAAGCUUCCCCAGCAUCCACUCUUCCUUUGCCUUUUCUGGCCUUGGCUUCACGACGUUCUACUUGGCGGGCAAGCUGCACUGCUUCACCGAGAGCGGCCGCGGCAAGAGCUGGCGGCUGUGUGCGGCCAUCCUGCCCCUGUACUGCGCCAUGAUGAUCGCCCUGUCCCGCAUGUGCGACUACAAACACCACUGGCAAGAUUCUUUGGUUGGCGGUAUCAUUGGCCUCAUUUUUGCCUACCUGUGCUACAGACAGCACUACCCUCCUCUGGCCAACACAGCCUGCCAUAAACCCUACGUCAGCCUCCGGGUCCCGACCUCGCUGAAGAAGGACGAGAGGCCCACCGUGGACAGCGCGCCCAGCCUGCCUCUGGAGGGCCUCACCGAAGGCCCCGUAUGACUGGUGUUGGGGAGGACGAACACUCAGCCCUGGGUGCACCUGCCGCCCAGACACCAUAGCACCAUAGGAAAGGUUUUCUGUAGUGUGUUGCUCAUCUGUUGUUUCUCAAAGCUAUUCUUCUGCUUCCAUUCUGCUGACGAAGGUGUCCCUCGCUACUUUAAAUGUUUACUUUUCAACGUUCUUGAGUUGGCAAGGGAAGGACAUGAGGAACCGUCUCUGGGAGACUGUGGAAGGAGGUUGCCAGUGGGGGGUGGGGGCCACUCAGCCUACAUAGCCGACACGAUUGCUGUACCAGCCACCUUCCUCUCUGUGUUUUCAUGGUUGUAAAACAUAAUAAAACCUCCCACCUGGAA
Echinops telfairi (small Madagascar hedgehog) is the source of this 898-nucleotide messenger RNA. RefSeq names its product phospholipid phosphatase 4 (gene PLPP4). Lineage: Eukaryota; Metazoa; Chordata; Mammalia; Afrosoricida; Tenrecidae. The record is from RefSeq and is a predicted model, not a curated record. Gene Ontology annotation, biological process: phospholipid metabolic process. The transcript is spliced from 5 exons. The coding region runs from base 93 to 545 and encodes 150 amino acids. Gene Ontology annotation, molecular function: phosphatidate phosphatase activity.